CUUUACCAUUUUUAUUGAUAGGCCAUAUAUAGCUAAUUAGUCUCUUAUCGAAUAGUUUACAUUGAUGAUAUUAUUUAUAAAUAUAACUAAAUGCAAAAGGGUUUGGAGGAAAGAUUUGUCAAAUGACUGGGGACACCCCCACCCAAAUAGUCUCAACCUGCCACUUCCUUGUUUUUCAAAAGUUUAUUUUGGAAAAAGUUGAUUGCGUUUUCGGCGUCUUCUUUACUAAAAUCCACUUGUUUAAUAGUCAGAGUCAUUCUAUAAUUAUCAACAAUUAAUUAAACGCAUGAAGAGAUUUGAUGGUUCAUGACAGUACGUUAGCUAGCUCGCAGGCUGGCUCUUGAUUUUGGAGAGGGAGGCACGGAGAGUUUGAUCGAGCCAGAAUGUUAUCCGCCACCGCUGCCAGCGUCGAGGAUUUCAGCCUUAGGUUUCCACUGCAUACCCUGGUCUGGGAGAAUGAUUACAGGAAGCUGGAAAAAGAGAUUCAGACGAGUAACAUUGAAGAGGUGGAUCCCAGGGGCCGGACCCCUCUGCACCUGGCCGUCUCACUAGGACACUUGGAGUCGGUGAGAGUGCUGCUCAGGCACGGCGCAGAUGUUUCCAAAGAGAAUGGCAAAAAUUGGACAGUGCUGCAGGAAGCAGUCAGCACAGGAGAUCCAGAGAUGGUGCUGCUGGUUCUCCAGCGACGGGAUUAUCUCAAAGCCUCCACUGCGCUGGGUGGUGUUCCAGAGUUACUGUGCAAGAUCCGAGAGUCUCCAGACUUCUACAUGGAGAUGAAGUGGGAGUUCACUAGCUGGAUUCCUCUCGUGUCACGUGUGUGUCCCAGCGACGUGUGCAGAAUCUGGAAGAGUGGGGCCUGUCUGAGGGUGGACACCAACCUGCUGGGCUUUGAAAACAUGACCUGGAUCAGAGGAAGAAGAAGCUAUAUCUUUAGAGGAGAAGACAACUGCACUGAACUGAUGGAAGUUAAUCACGAGGACGAAGUGGUGGACACUGAGCGCUUUGAUCUCUCCCGUGAGAUGGAGGAUGUCACACUAGACUCCAUGCAGCCUGCAGAGCAGGAAGUAGCCAAGAGGCUGACAACACCCAUUGUCAACACAUAUCUGGACACAAAGAACAUAGCGUUUGAGAGGUCUAAAUCCGGUAUCUGGGGCUGGAGGUCAGACAGAACAGAAGUAGUAAAUGGAUUUGAAGCCCAGGUUUUUUCAGUGAACAACGUGAACGUUGUGAUUCGCACCAGGACGGAGCACCUCACAGACGAGGAGAAGGCCAGGAUAAAAAGUGAAAGGAAUGUUCUGGAGUCUUUACUCGGCACUGUAGAACAACAGAUCGGAGCUCAAGGGGACAUGACUAUGGAGUUUGCCACUGCCACAAACCCCACAGCUAUUACUCCAGAUGAGUACUUUAACCCCGACUUUGACCUGCAGGGCAGAGACAUCGGUCGACCCAUUGAGCUCACCAUCAGAACACAGAAGUUUAAAGGCACCCUGUGGAUGAGCGAGGAGCAUCCUCUGUCUCUGGUGGAGCAGGUCACUCCCAUCAUUGACCUGAUGGCUCGCACCAGCACUCACUUCGCCAGACUCAGGGACUUCAUCAACCUCAGGUUCCCCCCUGGCUUCCCUGUGAAAAUCGAAAUCCCUCUGUUCCAUGUGUUGAAUGCCCGCAUCACGUUCGGAAACGUCAACAAUUGCAGUACAGAUGAGCCUCUGGACUCCAACCAGUCAGCUUCUACACCCACACCUACAGAAGAGAAGAGUGACAACCAGGCUUCAGGACAUGCUCCAUUCAAGGUGUGUCCAUCUGGUUUCAUGGCACCUGCGCACUAUCACCACCGAGGGGGCUACCGC
This is a messenger RNA of Cyprinus carpio (common carp), 1847 nucleotides long. RefSeq names its product ankyrin repeat domain-containing protein 13A-like. The record is from RefSeq and is a predicted model, not a curated record. Gene Ontology annotation, molecular function: protein binding. Lineage: Eukaryota; Metazoa; Chordata; Actinopteri; Cypriniformes; Cyprinidae. Gene Ontology annotation, cellular component: cytoplasm.